CAAGUAAAUAUUCUACUGAUUCCUCUUUUUUUUUUAUUGAAUUUGUGCUUUGUAUUUUUAUUAAUUUCGAUUAUUUAUUUGUCAUAGCGUUUUGUCUUUUGUUUUUAGCUUGAAGAUAUUGAAAUAACAGUUAGUGAUCAUGUACAAAAAGUACUUAAACCAAAUUGGUCUGCUUCAUGGGAAGAAAUUGGAGCUGAAAAUGAACUUGAAAAUACAUAUACAUUAUUAAUUCCAACACUUGAAAAAUGUGUGAAGAAAAUAAUAAAUUAUAUGGGAAUGCAAGCUUGUGAACGAUCAGACAAAAUUCCAGAAGGCAAAGCAUCACAUGCACUUUAUUUAGCGGGUGUCUAUCGUGGUGGACAUGAUGUACUUGUUCGAGCAAAAAUGGCAUUGGGUGGUACAACAGUAUAUCCAGGAGCACAAGCUAUUACCAUGCAAUUAACAAUACGUUCGACAGAUGAAUCAGCUGUGCAAGUUAUUGCUUCAGCAGUCGAAUAA
Molecule: messenger RNA, 498 nt
Organism: Rotaria sp. Silwood1
Lineage: Eukaryota; Metazoa; Rotifera; Eurotatoria; Philodinida; Philodinidae
Source: the annotation of a GenBank genome assembly